UCAACAGAUUCGGUUCAGUCCUAAUCAACGGUCCGCGGCGAGUGGUCGAUUUCGGUUGAAUCUCUUAUACUUUUUUUUGAUUCGAAUUACUCACUACUGAUAAUAGCAAUACAGAAUACAUUUAGUUUGGUGAUCCGUUUUGUGAAUAAUCGCACACCUUUGCGGUAGUAGAUACCUCUACAAACAGUGAUUGUGACUUUAUUUAUAAACAAAACGUGUACUACAAAGAUUAAGGCCUCACGCAAGGAAGCGUUUGCAUAUCAAGCCUCAGUUUACACUUGAACUGCAUUUGUCAAUCAAUCAUUAAAAUAAUAACAGGCGUGCCUUGCGUAAUAGCGCAUAGCUCGGCAGAAAUUCUGUGCAUCGCGCGUGCAUCGAAAUUGCACUGUUAUCAUUUAAAUUUGAGUUCUUUCCGUGGCUCAUCGCACGUACACGAACAGGUUGCCGCAAUGAGUGACAAGAUCUGCCUCAACGGAAACGGAGUGAAUUCCAAUGGAACCGCUAUGACGAACGGAAUCAACGAGAAUGAGAAGAUUGCUGGCGUUUUCUACAGUGCCAAGGAGUCCUCGGGGUACACCUACGACAUGCUACAGGAAAUCGCAAACCAUCUGCUGCAGCGAACCGAACUGAGGCCCAAAAUCGGUAUCAUACUGGGCACCGGACUGGGUUCGUUGGCCAAUCAGCUAACGGAUGCAGACUACAUCGACUACCAGACAAUUCCACAUUUCCCCGUGUCGACGGUUGAAGGUCACGUGGGGCGGCUGAUCUUCGGUUAUCUGAAGGGCAUUCCGGUUAUGUGCAUGCAGGGGCGAUUUCACUACUAUGAAGGUUAUCCACUGGCAAAGUGUUCCAUGCCGAUUCGUGUGAUGAAACUGGUUGGGUGUAGUCAUCUUAUCGCCACCAAUGCCGCUGGUGGUCUUAAUCCAAAUUACAAAGUUGGUGAUAUCAUGCUAAUGAAGGACCACAUCAACAUAAUGGGCUUCGCUGGGAAUAAUCCUCUGCAGGGUCCUAACGACUCUCGUUUCGGUCCCCGUUUUCCAAAUAUGGUGAACGCGUAUGAUUAUAAACUACUGAAGAAGGCCAAAGAGAUUGGAAAGGAUAUGGGCAUCGAAAAUAACCUGCACGACGGAGUAUACAUCUGCCUGGGUGGACCGAACUUCGAAACGGUCGCCGAACUGAAAAUGCUGCGCGUUUGGGGUGUGGAUGCUGUGGGAAUGUCAACGGUGCACGAAAUCACGACCGCUCGACACUGCGGAAUGACUUGCUUUGCGUUCAGUCUCAUCACCAACCUCUGCGUACCGAGUUACGAGGACGAGGAAACUCCCUGUCAUGACGAUAUCGUCGGAAUCGGCAAAAGACUGGAAUCUACGCUGACUGAGCUGGUACAUCGAAUGGCCAAACACAUUCACGUGGAACUGAAGCAGUGAAAGGAUACCGCAAUACGGUAACGCUGCGGAGUAAAUUUUGAGAUUAGAGAAUUUAAUGUACUGUUAGAAAUUUAGAAAACCGACAGUUUUUUUUGACAGCUAUUCUUUAUAUUAAGUUUGAAUAGAUUUAGGAAAACAAAUUUUUAUUUUGAUAACACGAAUAAUAUAUAAAUUCUUAUAAGUCGAAAA
Malaya genurostris is the source of this 1616-nucleotide messenger RNA. RefSeq names its product purine nucleoside phosphorylase. Gene Ontology annotation, biological process: nucleoside metabolic process. NCBI's taxonomy places the organism in Eukaryota, Metazoa, Arthropoda, Insecta, Diptera, Culicidae. The transcript is spliced from 3 exons. Gene Ontology annotation, cellular component: cytoplasm. The record is from RefSeq and is a predicted model, not a curated record. Gene Ontology annotation, molecular function: purine-nucleoside phosphorylase activity. The coding region runs from base 450 to 1427 and encodes 325 amino acids.